UACACAUGAUCUUUUUCUUAUAUAUCUGAAGAUAUCUGUAUUAUAUAGUAUUUUUUUUUCUUUUUUUUCUUUUUUUUUUUUUUUUUUUUAAUGAGUGGUUUAGACCAAUCAAGAAUGAGCGUUUUAAUGGAUGGACAAUCUUGUUUCUUCAAAUUAGUUCAUCGUCAUUCGUCUUAUCGAUGAAAGAAGACGUGCGUAUAAUUGAUGAAGAGCUUAUACUCGUCGUAUAAUAAUCGUAAUACGAAAUAUGGUUUUAAUAACUGAAGUUGAAGAUCGGAAGAUCGUGAAACCUUAUUUGGGUGGAUGGCGAAAUAAAAUCACUGGUAUAGAAUAUUUGAACGCAGUAUCGCAAACCGGACCACCACCUAAAAAUAUUUCCUGGGAUAAUUGCUGUAGCAUUGCCGUUCAAACGGUGGAAACUAAAGAUGGAACAACACAAUCGUCGUAUAAUAAAACCACACAAAUGUGGCGAACGGAUUGUAACGUAUCGAAUAUAAAGGACAAGUAUAUGACGCCAAAGUGUUAUGAGCCAUACGAUGAAAUACAAUGGCGUCUUGAUCUUAAUCAACGUGCGAGGAUUAUUCAAAGGAAUUAUCGGAUAUAUAGACUUUUGAAAUAUAUGAAGGAAUGUGCUCGACAAUAUAGAGAAAUAAUGAAAGAAUGUAAACGGCAUCGGGAAGAGAGAAUCAUUAUGUACAGAAAAAGACACGAGCAGGAACUUUUACGAAAGAUUAAUCCACGUUCAAGAGCAGAUUUUAAUAUGUUGUUUGAAUUAAUCGAACGAUGGAGACGUGAUCGUAAAAAGGAGAUAAAUGCACGUUAUUUCGAAGGUACUCAAUGUGCUGAAAAUUGUUUCGUUCUUAAUAAAACCGUGGAAAUGUACAACGUUAUCGAUAAAUUUAAACAAAGGAUAAGAGAGCAAUACAGAACGAGGAAACGUGUUAAAUUUUUAAAGAUCAAUUCUAAGCCUAUACAAUGGCACGGAUAUAAGGCAAAACUCAUAGAAAUGAUCACAUUGAAGACUCAAAAGGCACGGGAAUAUUUGAGCAUAUUCAAUUCGUUAAGUAAUGAUAAUUUGAACGUGGAAGAACGAAUGGAAUUGUUAUUGAUGUUAAAAAAAUCACUCGGAUUUCACAUCUGUAUCUGUGCUUUCGAUUUGAUUUAUCUAUUGGACCAAGAGAUAAUGUUAUUGUCGAGAGGCAUAAAGAAUCAAUCUCUCGAAUAUUUAAGAAAGAGAAUACUAUGUGAUUAUUUAAAAUUCGUCGCCAAUUCUGGUACUUGUGCUUGCACGAAUAUACGUAAGGGUUUCAAAGAUGAUCCCGAAUGCGAGGAAUUUCGUGAACCAUUAGAGAUAAAAACGAUAUUUUGUAAAAGCUGUAGAAAAUUACUUCCCUGUAAUAGAUUUUCAGCUCACAGUGGAUUGAAAAGAUUAACAUCUUGCAUCAGUUGUACGUUGUUGAAAGAACAGAAUUAUUCUUACGUUAAUUUCGAACCAUACGUUUUUAUUUUAAAUUACGUACAAGCCGAAGAGAAACGAAGAAGAUGUUUCUCGUCGUUGGCAUUUAUGAUGCAGUCGAAUGACAUUUAUUAUCUGGUUAAUAAUAUCUGGCAAAAUCAUUCGAUCAUAAGUAAAAAUAUUGAUAUUUACUUAUUAAGAUUGGUCAGAUACAAUAAGUGCGUUGAAUGGUCACCAUGGAAUUGUAUUCUUUUAACCGAAGAAGAGGCAGAGAUUCAUUAUUGUAUCGAUGAUUUUACCAAAAUCUAUUCGAAAUCACUAUUACAUCAGAUCUUAUUGAAACAUUUGGCGGCGAAAAAUUAUUUCAAGUAAAAAUUGAUAAAAGAAGAUAAAAAAAGAAAAGCAAAAAAAAAUAAUCAUUCCUAUUGUUAGAUUACAUUGUAUCCUAUUUAAUCUUUUAUAUUAUUUAUUUAGACGAUUGAGCUACUACGAUAAAGAAUUUAGAGAAUCCUCUCGAUUUUACACGAUACAAGACAGAAAGGAUUACGUGCCAUUUAACAAAGGGAUUUAUCUCGAAGGGUACGAGUUUUAACGUUUUAAAAAAUUAU
Messenger RNA from Vespa mandarinia (Asian giant hornet), 2064 nucleotides. Its product is annotated as IQ motif and ubiquitin-like domain-containing protein. The record is from RefSeq and is a predicted model, not a curated record. NCBI's taxonomy places the organism in Eukaryota, Metazoa, Arthropoda, Insecta, Hymenoptera, Vespidae. Gene Ontology annotation, biological process: cilium assembly; flagellated sperm motility. Gene Ontology annotation, cellular component: motile cilium; acrosomal vesicle.